GAACCAGACUGGCGGAGUCUUGGGUAGGAAAGGCCAUCACCUGUUGGGGCCUCCCAGCAAGAGAAGCACGAGGACACCAGGCGGGGACAGCCUCAGGAGCACGCCCCCAAUCCUAGGGGACCUGGCUGGCGGGGGACCGGCAGACCCGGGACAGAGCGAGGGAGGCCCCGGCGCUGGAAUGCAGUUUCCUCGGGCGAGGGAGACUUUGCACUGGACUGGAAAAUAGUUUGGGGUGGGGUUUCGCACGGUCCCCUCCUCCCCACCCCCGGCCCCCUUCCAGGCGCUUUCUGGGAGCUUUAAGAACUGCGCUCUGAAGUUUCACGAGAGCCCGGAGCCUGAGCCGCAGGCAGGGACAAUGGAAGAAAACGAAAGCCAGAAAUGUGAGCCGAGCCUUCCUUACUCAGCAGACAGCAGACAGAUGCAGGAACAAGGAAAAAGCAAUCUGCAUGUAACAUCAGUAGAAGAUGCAGAAUGCCGCAGAACCAAGGAGCGCCUCUCUAAUGGAAGCAACCGUACUUCAGUUUCCAAGUCUUCCCGAAACAUCCCAAGGAGACACACUCUAGGGGGGCCCCGAAGUUCCAAAGAAAUACUGGGAAUGCAAACAUCRGAGAUGGAUAGAAAGAGAGAAGCUUUCCUGGAACACCUAAAGCAGAAAUACCCCCAUCAUGCCACAGCGAUCAUGGGCCACCAAGAAAGGCUGAGAGACCAGACAAGAAGUCCCAAACUGUCUCACAGUCCUCAGCCUCCCAGUUUGAGUGACCCAGUCGAGCAUUUAUCAGAGACGUCCGGUGAUUCUUUGGAAGCCAUGUCUGAGGGGGAGGCGCCAAGUCCCUUUUCCAGAGGCAGCCGAACUCGUGCAAGCCUUCCUGUGGUGAGGUCAACCAACCAGACGAAAGAAAGAUCUCUGGGGGUUCUCUAUCUCCAGUACGGAGAUGAAACCAAGCAGCUCAGGAUGCCGAAUGAAAUCACAAGUGCAGACACGAUCCGUGCUCUCUUUGUAAGUGCCUUUCCACAGCAGCUCACCAUGAAAAUGCUGGAGUCGCCCAGUGUCGCCAUUUACAUCAAAGAUGAAAGCAGAAAUGUCUAUUAUGAAUUAAAUGAUGUAAGGAACAUUCAGGACAGAUCCCUCCUCAAAGUGUACAACAAGGAUCCUUCACACGCAUUCAGUCACACACCAAAAACUGUGAAUGGAGACCUGAGGAUGCAGAGAGAAAUUGUUUAUGCAAGAGGAGAUGGCCCUGGUGCCUCUCGACCUGGAUCCACAGCUCAUCCACCCCAUGCAAUUCCCAAUUCUCCACCAUCCACUCCUGUGCCUCAUUCCAUGCCUCCCUCCCCAUCCAGAAUUCCUUAUGGGGGCACUCGCCCCAUGGUUGUUCCUGGCAAUGCCACCAUCCCCCGGGACAGACUCUCCAGCCUGCCGGUCUCCAGAUCCAUCUCACCAAGCCCAAGCGCCAUCUUAGAAAGAAGAGAUGUCAAGCCCGAUGAAGACAUGAGCAGCAAAAACAUCGCGAUGUACAGAAAUGAGGGUUUCUAUGCUGAUCCUUACCUCUAUCAUGAGGGAAGGAUGAGCAUAGCCUCAUCCCAUGGAGGGCACCCCCUGGAUGUCCCUGAUCACAUCAUUGCAUAUCACCGCACAGCGAUUCGGUCAGCGAGUGCUUAUUGUAACCCUUCCAUGCAAGCAGAAAUGCACAUGGAGCAAUCACUGUACAGACAGAAACCAAGGAAGUAUCCAGAUAGCCAUUUGCCUACUCUGGGCUCCAAAACACCCCCUGCCUCUCCUCACCGAGUCAGUGACCUGAGGAUGAUAGACAUGCAUGCUCAUCAUAAUGCUCACGGCCCCCCUCACACCAUGCAGCCAGACCGGGCCUCGCCAAGUCRUCAGUCCUUUAAAAAGGAACCAGGCACCUUGGUAUAUUUUGAAAAGCCCAGGAACACUCCAGGAUUAUCCGGCAUUGUGGACCUUGGCCCUCCUCUAGUUGAGAAGCAAGUUUUUGCCUACAGCACUGCUACAAUCCCCAAAGACAGAGAGACCAGAGAGAGGAUGCAAGCCAUGGAGAAGCAGAUUGCCAGUUUAACUGGCCUUGUUCAGUCUGCGCUUUUUAAAGGGCCCAUUACAAGUAGUAGCAAAGAUGCAUCUAGCGAGAAAAUGAUGAAAACAACAGCCAACAGGAACCACACAGAAAGUGCAGGAACUCCCCACAUUUCCGGAGGGAAGACUCUGGGCGCCCAAGAGGCCAUGGUGCCGCCCAGCCAGCCCCUGCCUACAGGCGCCUCGGCCAUCCACAUGAGCCUGCUGGAUAUGAAGCGAAGUGUGGCUGAACUCAAGCUCCAGCUCCAGCAGAUGAGACAACUCCAGCUGCAGAACCAGGAGCUGCUGAGGGCCAUGAUGAAGAAGGCUGAGCUGGAAAUCAGUAGCAAAGUUGUGGAAACURUGAAGAGGCUGGAGGAUCCCGUGCAGCGACAGCGCACCCUAGUGGAGCAAGAGAGACAAAAAUACCUCCACGAAGAGGAGAGGAUUGUCAAGAAGUUAUGUGAGCUGGAAGACUUUGUUGAAGACUUGAAGAAGGACUCUUCGUCCGCUGGCCGAGUGGUUACUCUCAAGGAUGUGGAAGAUGGGGCUUUCCUCCUAAGACAAGUGGGAGAAGCAGUAGCCACCCUGAAAGGAGAAUUUCCAACCUUACAAAACAAGAUGAGAGCCGUCUUGCGCAUAGAGGUCGAGGCUGUGCGGUUUCUGAAGGAGGAGCCACAUAAGCUGGACAGUCUCCUGAAACGUGUGCGCAGCAUGACAGACAUCCUGACCAUGUUGCGAAGACAUGUCACCGAUGGGCUCCUGAAGGGCACCGAUGCAGCCCAAGCCGCACAGUAUGUCGCUAUGGAAAAGGCCACAGCUGCCGAAGUCCUGAAGAACCAGGAGGAAGCAGCCCAUGGCCCCAGCCAGCCCUUCCAUGGCACGGGAGUCCCUGGCGAUGUGAAGUCGGAAGUGGUGCCUUUGUCUGGCAUGACCGUUCACCACGCGCAGAGCUCCCCUGUGGUCAUCCAGCCCUCCCAGCACUCCCUGGCCCUGCUGAACCCUGCCCAGAACUUGCCUGUGGGGACUGGUACCCACUCAGCCAACCCUCCUGCAGUUACACAGGAAGUAACCUCUGCACUACAGUCAGCUCCAGCCCCACAGUCCCCUCAGACGCCCACGAAUGGUUCCACCAUGCAGAGCUUGUUCAUUGAGGAAAUCCACAGUGUGAGUGCCAAGAACAGGGCAGUGUCCAUUGAGAAAGCAGAAAGGAAAUGGGAAGAGAAAAGGCAAAAUCUGGACCAUUAUAAUGGGAAAGAGUUUGAGAAGCUCCUGGAAGAAGCUCAGGCCAACAUCAUGAAGUCAAUUCCAAACCUGGAGAUGCCACCAGCCUCGGCCCCAUUGCCAAAGGGAGAUGCCCCCGUGGACAAGCUGGAACUCUCAGAAGACUCACCAAAUUCAGAACCAGACUUGGACAAGCUGGGGGGAAAAUCACCCCCUCCCCCUCCCCCACCUCCUCGGAGAAGUUACCUGCCUGGAUCGGGGCUCACUACCACGAGAUCCGGUGAUGUGGUCUACACUGGCAGGAAGGAGAGCACCACCACCAAGGCCAGUGGUGAAGAUGUUGGUUCAAGCCCACAGACAAGAGCCACAAAAUGUCCAGCAGAAGAGCCUGCUUCAGCCUGGGCCCCAUCCCCACCACCAGUCACUGCAUCCUCCUUGAAAGAUGAGGAGGAAGAAGAAGAAGAAGGAGACAAAAUAAUGGCAGAACUCCAGGCAUUCCAGAAGUGUUCCUUUAUGGAAGUAAAUUCAAACAGUCAUGCUGAGCAGUCCCGGGCUGACAGUCACGUUAAAGACACUAGGCCAGGCGCCACAGUGCCACCCAAGGAGAAGAAGAAUUUGGAAAUUUUCCAUGAAGAUGUACGGAAAUCUGAUGUUGAAUAUGACAAUGGUCCCCAAAUGGAAUUACAAAAGGUUUCUGCAGGGGCUUUAAGACCUAGUGACCCUCCUCAGUGGGAAAGAGGAAUGGAGAAUAGUAUUUCUGAUGCAUCCAUAACAUCAGAACAUAAAACUGACAUCUUAAUGAAGGAAAAUUCCAUUUCCAAUAAGAAUUUAUUCAGAGACAGUAGAAACUAUUCCCAGAAAAAUAUGCCAAAGGUCAGUUUCAGCUUCUCUGGAAUGAACUCAUUAGAAGAUGAAAUAAACAAAGGGCCCCAAGUCUCAGGACUACAGUACCCUCUACCUGACCCUGAGAAUCAGAAGUUGAAUUACGGAAAGACAAAGGAGAUGGGUGAACAAGGACCCGAAAAUACAGAUAAGUGUCACGUUCCCUCCCCUGCCAGGUCAACAGAAUCGAAUAGUCAUGACAUCAGAACACAAGAUCAAGAUGGGCUCAUGACAGAUAUCAGCCAAGUUGUUCUAAGACCCAAAGGGACGAGGCAUGGAAACCUGAAUCCUCCUGAUGAUGGAGACUCAAUUCCAGGUUCUCCCACUGAAGAAAAUUCAGCCACUGACAACAUCGCCUUCAUGAUCACCAAAACCGCUGUCCAGGUGCUGUCCAGCGGGGAGGUCCAUGACAUAGUGAGCCAAAAGGGACAAGAUGUGCAGACAGUCAAUAUCGAUACCAAGAAAGAGACGACCUCCCGCCCAGAGGUGACUGAAGGCRAAGAGCCGGUCGUGUGCCUAGACAAGAAACCAGUUAUCAUCAUUUUUGAUGAACCCAUGGACAUCCGGUCUGCAUAUAAGAGACUUUCCACCAUCUUUGAGGAAUGCGAUGAGGAAUUGGAGAGAAUGAUGACGGAAGAAAAGAUAGAGGAGGAGGAAGAGGAGGAAAAUGGAGACUCCGUAGUCAAGAAUGACGCUUCCCACAUGUUUCCUACGCAGGUUGCCUCAGGAAGUCUGAGUGAGGGACAGCAGACAGAGAUGAUAUCGAAGCCACUCUCCCUAUCAGCAGAGACCAAGCCCCCAGCAGGACAGGCCAUGAACCCAACAGAGCCGUGCAAGUUGAGCCUGACAGAUUCUCCAGAUUCCGAAAGCAAAGGGGACGUGGCCGAUGACCAAUUUGAAAGCCCCAAGAAAAAAUUUAAAUUCAAGUUCCCUAAAAAGCAACUUGCUGCUCUCACUCAGGCAAUCCGCACGGGAACCAAGACAGGCAAGAAGACCCUGCAGGUGGUGGUCUACGAGGAAGAGGAAGAGGAUGGCACUUUGAAACAGCACAAAGAAGCCAAGCGAUUCGAAAUCACCAGGUCUCAACCUGAAGACACCCCGAAAAAUAUGGCCAGGAGACAGGAGCAACCCAGUUUAGAGAGCACAGUUCAGGUUUCAAGAACUGAUGAAAUUAGGAAAAAUACCUACAGAACAUUGGACAGCCUGGAGAAGACCAUCAAACAGCUUGAAAGUACGAUCAGUGAAAUGAGUCCCAAAGCCUUAGUGGAGACCUCGUGUUCCUCCAACAGAGAAUCUGUUGCAAGCUCACCCCACACAGCCCACGAGGCCCCUCCCCGAAACUUGCUAGUUYUGGAUGAAGCCCCCCCUGCCCUAGAGCCCCCCACGUCAGUAUCUUCAGCUUCACGUAAGGGCUCCGGAGGGACCCCACAGACGAGCAGGAUGCCCGUCCCUAUGAGUUCCAAGAAUAGACCCGGAAGCCUGGACAAACCUGGCAAGCAAUCCAAACUGCAGGAUCCUCGCCAAUAUCGUCAGGCUAAUGGAAGUGCUAAGAAAGCUGUUGGGGACUGUAAGCCUACUUCCCCCUCCUUACCUGCUUCUAAGAUUCCAGCCCUUUCCCCCAGCUCUGGGAAAAGCAGUUCUCUGCCCUCUUCUAGUGGUGACAGCUCUAACCUUCCUAAUCCGCCUGCUACUAAACCAUCGAUUACUUCUAACCCUCUCAGCCCUCAAACAGGACGAUCCGCUCACUCCGCCUCCCUCAUCCCUUCUGUCUCUAAUGGCUCCUUAAAAUUUCAGAGCCCCCCUCACACAGGUAAAGGUCACCACCUUUCAUUCUCACUGCAGACUCAAAAUGGCCGAGCAGUCCCUCCUUCCUCUUCCUCCUCCUCCCCUCCCUCCCCUGCCUCCCCGACCUCCCUCAGCCAAGGUGCCAAAGGCAUCAGGACCAUCCAUACUCCCAGCCUCACCAGCUACAAGGCACAGAAUGGAAGUUCAAGCAAAGCCACCCCUUCCACAGCCAAGGAGACCUCUUAAAGGCCAAAUCCUGUUAGGCCCAAGUCGGAGUUACAUAUUUUGUUUUGUUUUGUUUUUUUCAUUUUUAGCAGUCUGCAACAACUGUUUUCACAAGAGAAUGUAAUAUAUUGCUGUACUGUUUGAGGCUUAAUGACAAGUAUGUGCUAAAUACUGGAUUAAUAGAUCUCGGUAAAGCUUGUUUGUUUUUUACUUUGUUGUUGUUGUAACUACGUAGUGUUUACUGUCUAGAAUGAGACCUGUCAAAUGGAGUGAGCAUGUUGCUACCAAAAAGAGAGUUUGGGGAGCGGACAGGGUGUGUGAGAGAUGGGGGAAACUGUAUUAAGCAUGUAAAACAUGUAUGAUUCCAGAACUUUAGUAUGUUUUGUAUAAAAAUAUUUUUCAUUACGGAGACUAGAAGUGAACAGAGAAAUACACAAGUGUGACUAUAUAAAUUGUAAAACAGAUACUAUAAUAUUUCCUUUUAUUUUAGUGUUAUUUAGCUUUAUUACAGAUUUCUAUUUUUGUCAAAACUUCAUGGUUCCUUUCAAGAUCUUUUUUGCCAAAACAUUUUGAUACUAUAGCAUUGUACAUUUGAAAGUAGUGUGCUAGACUCUAAGCCAAUGAACUUCUAYGUAAGCCAAUAGGGAGGCUUCUGUAGAAAGCAGUUUAUCAAAACUAUUGCACUGCCAUUAAAAGUAUGUAUAAUAAUUUGCUAGCCCAAGCAAGCUUGUUUUCUUUGCUUUUUUUUUUUUCUUUUCUUUUUGUUUUUCUCUUAAACAUGUUGAGAUUCUCUGGUUGUUUUCUUUACAGUAUCUAACCCCUUCCUUCGUUUUCUGAGACCUGGUAACCCACACUAUUGCAUUGUGGAUUUUAAAAUGUACACUUCUGUACGGUUCUGUAAACUGAUCAACUUUUGUAAAUAUAUAAAUAGACAAAAAUACUGUAUGUGAUAGCACAUAGAGUAGUUUUCCCACACCAAAGUUAAUUUUUAUGCAUGCUUUAAGAAGAUAUAUUGGAAUGGGCAGAAAUGGGGCUAUCCAUACAUUUUUAAAAAGCAACGAGUUUGCACAGCUAGAGUGUUUUGUAAAUAAAUGUAUUUGUAUAACACAGUCAUGUAAUAUACAGAACUAUGAGCAGAGACUUUGCAAAACUAAAUAAAGGGCUGCAUGCUUAUUA
Molecule: messenger RNA, 7360 nt
Organism: Urocitellus parryii (Arctic ground squirrel)
Lineage: Eukaryota; Metazoa; Chordata; Mammalia; Rodentia; Sciuridae
Product: KIAA1217 ortholog
Cellular component (GO): cytoplasm
Source: RefSeq, a predicted model, not a curated record